Messenger RNA from Gopherus evgoodei (Goodes thornscrub tortoise), 2511 nucleotides. Its product is annotated as cytosolic phospholipase A2 epsilon-like. Gene Ontology annotation, cellular component: cytosol. NCBI's taxonomy places the organism in Eukaryota, Metazoa, Chordata, Testudines, Testudinidae. Gene Ontology annotation, biological process: glycerophospholipid catabolic process. The record is from RefSeq and is a predicted model, not a curated record. Gene Ontology annotation, molecular function: calcium-dependent phospholipid binding; calcium ion binding.
AUGGCAUCAUGUGCCAGUUCACCUCAGGAUCGAAACAUUAAAACACAUCCUUUGGGAAAUGUCAAAACUGAGCAUGGGAUUCACUGUGCAGCGCAGGGGAAUACUGAAUUUAAGAUGGAAUUAUCUCCUUGUUACUUGCUCGCUGUAAGAAUAAUACGAAUGAGAAAUCUCCGUCGGGCAGAUACAAUAAGCCAUUCUGAUUGCUAUGUCAGCCUGUCGUUGCCAACAGCUACAUGUGAAAAGAUCCGCACCAAAAGUGUCAAAGACUGCAGAAACCCAGUGUGGAAUGAAACAUUCUACUUCAGGAUCCAGAGUCAGAUCAAGAACGUGCUGGAGCUGAGAGUCUACGAUGAAGAUGUUGUUACCCAGGACGAUCACCUCUUUACUGUGUACUUCGAUGUAGCUAAACUUCCACUUGGAGAAAGUGUUCUCAUAUACUUUAAGACUGACCCAAAGGCACAGGAGGAACUAGAGGUAGAAUUUACCUUGGAGAGCAUUUCAGGCCCUCCUGAAGCCAUCGUAACUAAUGGAGCACUAGCGUCUCGUGCACUUUGCUGUUUGGAAGUUCAGGUGGAUGAGAAGAAGCAGCAUAAAUCAAGGAAAGACCUUUCCCUCACGGUGAAAGGUUCCUAUGAAGGAACACAGGAUCUUACACUGGGCCCUGAUGCUAUCAUUAGCCCUUCAUUUCCUACCAAGUUCCACUAUGUCAAGUAUAUGGAGCCAACACUGAACGUUAUGCUACCGAAGAAGAAGCGUUACAAUGCUCGUACCUGUACCUACUCUAUAAACACAGGCUCCCCGGUUGUGAUGCUGAAUUCACUCCCCAUGGGAGAGAGAGUAACAAUAGCAGAGGAGAAAAGAUUUGAUUUACAUGUGAAGGCAGAAGACUGUCAUUGUUCCUGUCCACAAGACCUAGAUGUGCGCUUAGGGUAUGACCUGUGUGCAGAGGAGAAGGAUUUUCUGUGCAAAAGAAAGAAGUAUGUUGCUGCUGCCCUGAAAAACGUUCUCCAUCUAGAAGAGGACCUGCAGGACCAUGAGAUUCCAGUGGUGGCCAUCAUGACAACAGGUGGUGGAAUGAGAUCAUUUACAACGACAUAUGGAAGUCUAUUGGGUCUCAAGAAAUUAAAUGUCUUAGACUGUGCAACAUACGUGAGUGGUUUGUCUGGCACAACAUGGACCAUGUCAAACUUGUAUAAAGAUGCGUAUUGGUCACAGAAGGAUCUAGAUGAGAAAAUCCAUGAAGCCCAGAAAUGUGCGACCAAAUGCAAGAUGAGUUGUUUCUCUAUGGAGCGCAUGAAAUAUUUUAACCAGCAGCUGUGUCAGCGUAAACAAGAGGGAUACAGGACAUCAUUUAUAGAUCUGUGGGGGCUGAUCAUUGAGUAUAUGCUGCAUGAUGGGAAAGAGAACCAGAAACUCUCAGACCAGCGGGAAGCGGUGAAAGAGGGUCAGAACCCGUUGCCCGUCUAUGUGGCAGUCAAUGUCCGGGACAAAUAUAGCACUCUAGAUUUCAAAGAAUGGGUUGAGUUCACUCCUUAUGAGGUGGGAUUCCUGAAAUAUGGAGCAUUUGUUCGCACGGAGGAUUUCGGAAGCGAGUUCUAUGGACGGUUGUUAAGGAGGCUCCCCGAAAACCGGAUCUGUUACCUUCAUGGCAUGUGGAGCAGUGUAUUUUCUCUGAACCUGUUAUACAUCUGGAGUUUGUCCAACAGUUCAGAGGACUUCUGGCACAGGUGGACUCGAGACAGAAUAGUUGAUAUUGAGGAAGAGCCUGUGCUGCCUACUAGGCCACAUGAGGUGAAAACUCACUUGCUCACUCCUGAAGGCCCUUUUUCCAGUGCUCUUCGAGAUGCUUUAACAGAUCGCCUGUCAGUUGCUCAAUAUCACAAUUUCCUCAAGGGCUUCCAGGUGCAUAAUGACUACCUGGGGAAUGAGAAGUUUUAUAGAUGGAAAGAUACUGUGUUAGACAUGUCUCCCAACCAGCUGAGUCAGCAAUCAGAUCUCCUUGGCAUGGUAGAUGCCGGAUUUUUCAUCAAUACCAGCUGCCCACCACUUUUAAGGCUAGAGAGGAAAGUGGACGUCAUCCUGCAUUUAAGUUACAGUGCAGGAUCGCAGACUUUGCCUCUGGACCAGGCCUGUAAAUACUAUGCAGAUCAGAAAAUCCCAUUCCCCAAAGUUUUCCUGAGUGAGGAAGAAAGGAAAAAUCUAAAGGAGUGUUACCUGUUUCAAGAUUCAGAAACCCCAGGAAGCCCCAUUGUGGUAUUUUUCCCACUUGUGAAUGACACCUUCCGAUAUUAUAAAGCACCUGGUGUGACACGCUGCUGCUCAGAGAUGGAGGGGGGCAAAGUUGAUGUUACUAGUUGCUCUUCCCCAUAUAAUACAUUCGCAAUGACAUACACUGAUGAGAAUUACCACCGGCUGGUAAAUCUAAGUGAAUACAACAUCCUGAAUAACGCACACCUGAUUCUUCAGGCCUUGCAUACAGCAGUGGAACGGAAAAGGCAACAGAAGAAGUAG